GUCGUUACAAAAAUAUACUACGCAAAAUGAUAUUAAGAUUUUCCUGAAUUUUUGUGAAUCUUGUCAACAAAAACGCAAAGCGGUCAGAAAAGGUGGUGUUGUUAAGCCCAUGAUUUUUUCACAUAUGAAUUCAAGAUGUCAGGUUGACCUCAUAGAUUUUCCAUCAGAACCUGAUGGAAACUAUAAAUUUAUUUUAUUUUAUCAAGAUCACCUUACAAAGUUUGUGGUUUUAAGACCUCUUCAAACAAAGAGAGCAAAAGAAGUUGCAGGACAGUUGCUAGAUAUAUUCCUGUUGUUUGGAGCCCCAUGUAUAUUGCAGUCGGACAAUGGAAGAGAAUUUUGUAACAAUCUUAUUGAUGACUUAAAAGUAACUUGGCCAGAGCUUAAGAUCGUGCAUGGUAAACCAAGACAUAACCAAAGCCAAGGCAGUGUUGAGACAGCCAAUCAGGACAUAGAAAAUAUAUUGACGACUUGGAUGCAAGACAACCAGUCAACUUCGUGGAGUAACGGGUUAAAAUUUAUCCAGUUUAUGAAGAACAGAGCGUUCCAUUCUGGUAUUAAAAGGUCCCCCUACAAGGCUAUGUUUGGUUGCGCAGCUAGAGUUGGACUGUCAACAACUGCCAUUCCGAAGGAAGCACUUAAUUCGUUGGCCGACGAAGAUAAAUUACAAAAUACUUUGACUGCAAUGAAUGUUUCUUCUCAACCUGAUAAUGAAAAAGUAGUUGAACAAACAGUAUUAAAUAAUCCCAUUACGAAAGUAUGUGUUGUAUGUUUAAAAGAAUGCAGUGAAGAUAUAGUUUGCUUCAAAUGUAUGGAGCCUGUCCAUAUAUCAUGUUCGGAAGAUUAUGUUUCAGAAGAUGAAGUUGAGCAGAAAAUCUGCAAAUUGUGUUUUAAUGAACUUAAUGUUCAAAGAGAAAGAGAAAAGUCUAAAAAAUGUUUAGAAAUUCAAACGAAAAAGAUUAAAUUAAUGUCGGCUAAAUCUCAUUGUGAAGCAUCUGUGUGGUUUACCGUCCGUAUCCCAGUGCCUGAAGUUGACAGAGGAAAAGGUGAUGCUAAAACUAUUUUAGCUAUCAUCAUAAAAGUAACCUAAGAAGGAUUUUUCCAAUUGGGCACAAGAAACGGCCGCAUAAAACAAUUAUGUUCCCGAUCCCAGUUCAGUGUUUGCGAACAAAAAUGAAUUAAAAUCAAAGAAUCGGUUGCUACAGCUCAAAGUUUAGGUACUGGUCAGGGAUUUAAAAAAUGUUUGUGUAAAACCCAGUGUGUCAACAAAAAUUUUUUUUUGUUUUAGAAAUAAUGUUCUUUGUAAUUCCAAGUGUCGUUUUAGUAAUCCUUGCUGUAACAAAUGAUUUUAUGGUACGUUUUUGUAAAUACCAUUUAUACACUGCAUGAAUUAGAUAAAUUGUUUAUUUUACA
Messenger RNA from Stegodyphus dumicola, 1413 nucleotides. Its product is annotated as KRAB-A domain-containing protein 2-like. The record is from RefSeq and is a predicted model, not a curated record. Lineage: Eukaryota; Metazoa; Arthropoda; Arachnida; Araneae; Eresidae.